Molecule: messenger RNA, 1104 nt
Organism: Engraulis encrasicolus (European anchovy)
Lineage: Eukaryota; Metazoa; Chordata; Actinopteri; Clupeiformes; Engraulidae
Exons: 11
Coding region: 1-1104 (367 amino acids)
Biological process (GO): positive regulation of T cell migration; negative regulation of alpha-beta T cell proliferation; positive regulation of peptidyl-tyrosine phosphorylation
Cellular component (GO): external side of plasma membrane
Molecular function (GO): protein binding
Source: RefSeq, a predicted model, not a curated record
AUGCAUAGAGCAAUAGUGUCCGGCUGCGUCCUGCGUCCACUAAAGACACGCCCACCUCUCGCUCGAGACACGCCCUCUCGAGACACGCCUACCGGCGGUGGUCUAAGAGUGAAGAGGGAGUGCAGCCACAUUUCAGAUAGAGUCUGUGAGCCUCUAGAAGGAUACUACUGUACCGACCCAAUCAAAGAUGCCUGCCAAGGAGCUGUGGAACACACAAAAUGCAAACCAGGACAGUUCAUCCAACAGAAUGGUACAUCCUACUCAGACACUGUGUGUGGUGACUGUGGUAACAACACAUACUCAGAUGGAUCGUUCACAUUCUGCAAACCGCACACACAGUGUCCGGCAGGCACACUGAGGAAGAAAAAGAUAUGCCACAACAAAGGAGAGGUUUGUUACAGAGACAUGAGCUACGGCUACACACAAGAAGACCUGCUCAUCGUUGGUGAUUUUGUCUUCCUACAGCAUGACAUGCUGAAUACUGGACUUUUUACUUGGUGUGCCAGAUUAAGAAUCCAGGAAGGCAUUGGGAGGUUCCUGGCAACGUUGAUUGUGAUUGCAGUAUCUCUCCCCAUCUCCCAUGGCAUAUGUAUGGGGCUGUCCUGUACCCCUGCCGAGUAUGAGGUGAAGGAGGAAUGCUGUCCUAUGUGCAAUCCAGGAUAUUAUGUGUAUAGGCACUGCACUGAGUACACCAGUACAACCUGUUCUCCAUGUCCCAUCCUUACCUACACUGAUCAUCACAAUGGCCUGGAGUCAUGCAGGAAGUGUACUGUUUGUGACACAAGUAUGUGCUGUUUAUUUAUCUGUAUGUUUGUUUUGAAUGUGUUCCUAGCAGACAGUACAAAGACAACAGGAAGCGGUGGACUAAGAGUGAAGAGGGAGUGUAGCCACAUUUCAGAUAGACUCUGUGAGCCUCUGGAAGGAUACUACUGCACUGAUCCAAUUAAAGAUGGCUGCCAAGGAGCUGUGGAACACACCAAGUGCACACCAGGACAGUUCAUCCAACAGAAUGGUACAUCCUACUCAGACACUGUGUGUCGUGACUGUGGUAAAAACACAUACUCAGAUGGAUCGUUCACAUUCUGCAAACCCCACACACAGUAA